AUGGAAACCCCACUGAUCGAAGAGAGCCAAACUAACAGCGACCAAGACCUGCUGCAGCCGCCCGCGACAGAGACCAGAGGCGCCAACAGACACGCCUUGAAGAUCGCAGGCAUCACCACUCUGGUGUGUCUGCUGGUGUCCUGUCAGGCUUUCACUUUGUACAUGGUGAUGGGCCAGAGGCAGCAGAUCCAGACUCUGCAAGUGAGCAGCCAGAUCGCAUCAAGGCAGGCCCAAAUAGCUACAACACGAAUGAAGAUCCCCAUCGACAAGCUCCCCUUGAUGAACAUUUUUGAAGAAGACAUUUUACCACAUCUAAUUGUGGAGAAACAACUUGAGGAGUUCAUGGAUUUUAAGUUGCCUCAUUUCAAAAGUUCAUUCUUAGUCAAUCUGCAGAACAUGAAGCAGGGGGUCAAUGAGACUUUCUGGAAGGGCUUUGAAUCGUGGCUGAAGUACUGGUUGAUCUUCCAGAAGGCGCAGGCUCCCGUACCUCACCCAGAGUCCAUGACCAAGUGUCAAAUGGAAGCAUCUGUCCAAGGUCUGCUGGGCUCCUUCAGGCCUGAGUGCGAUGACCAGGGGAACUACAAACCCCUGCAGUGCUGGGGCUCCACUGGUCACUGCUGGUGUGUGGACCAAGACGGUCAGACCAUGGACAGCUCCCACACCAGCGGACGUCCCAACUGUGAUGCCGGGAACAGUUUUCCAGCGGACGAGACCUCAGGGGAUGAUUCUACAACACAGGAUCCACCAGUGAUCAACAACUGA
This is a messenger RNA of Knipowitschia caucasica, 762 nucleotides long. NCBI's taxonomy places the organism in Eukaryota, Metazoa, Chordata, Actinopteri, Gobiiformes, Gobiidae. The record is from the annotation of a GenBank genome assembly.